Molecule: messenger RNA, 3054 nt
Organism: Leptopilina boulardi
Lineage: Eukaryota; Metazoa; Arthropoda; Insecta; Hymenoptera; Figitidae
Gene: Daxx
Product: protein PFC0760c-like
Exons: 5
Coding region: 185-2914 (909 amino acids)
Molecular function (GO): histone binding
Source: RefSeq, a predicted model, not a curated record
CUGCGUAUUGCGUUAUUUUUUUAUUAAUACGCAACAUACACUCUGUUUCGACACAAAGUUAUUAAGUUGCACCAAAUAUCGAUAUUUAGGUGCGAGAAGAUAUUCAUUUGGAUUUCCCUUGUGAUAUGUGGUACAAUUUGUUCUACAAUUAAACUUUUCUUCUGUUAUUGUAUUGUAAAGUAAAAUGGAGUCUGAUGUGAUCUGUAUAUCAUCAGAAGACGAGAAAACUAGUGAAUCACCACGACGAAAGAUUGCUAAUGAGAAAGGACACAACUUGCCUUCAAUUAGAAAAUUAAAUAAAUCUCUUACAGGAAUAAUAAAUAAUGGUGUAAUUAAGCCAUUGUCUAUAAAUCACGUUAGUAGUUUUCCACAAGAAAAAACAAUAAGCAAUGGUGCUAUUAAUGGUCACAAGGAAUCGGAAAUUAUAAAUAAAAAUAAUAGUAUAAAAAUGAAUGAUUCUCUAUCUGAGAGUGCAAUUUUCCAGACGGGAGAAGUUUCAAUAAUAAAAAGAAAAAGUAACGAAAUUUUAGAAACUUCAUCUCCAUGUCCAAAACGUUUCAAAUUAAUGAAUUCUGAUAAUUCAACAAAUAAAAUUCUAACUGAUGACAAAAAUACAAAUAAUGAAGAAACGAAAAUAAUUGUUGAAAAUAAUGGAAAUUCUUCUAAAUCUGUUGAGAGAAUUUCAUCACCAACACCAGGAUGUUCAUGGUUUCCAGAAGUGGAAAAACCAAAAUUAAUAAUUAAAGAAAAAAAAGCAUUGUACGAUGAUGCAUUUGAUUUAUUUUCAACAUUUAUUGAAACAUGUUUAAAACGAGAUCCCUCAAAUGAUAUGAGGGAAAUUGUGAAAAAAUUGAAAAAACGCCAUGAACGUCUUAAUCCAUCAUUUUCAAAUAGUGAAUUAUUUAAACAAUUACUGAUUGAUAAACAAAAAUUAAUUGAUAUAAAUGAUGAGAAACUUUAUAGUCAUAUAUCAGAAGUAAAUGAUGUUAUGAAAGAGGGUGUGAAAAAUAAUACAAAUAAUACAAUAAAACAAGAGAAAAUUAAAAUAUCAAAUGAAAUUGUGAAAAAUGAAGAAAAUUCACAUGAAAGAAAAAGAAUACGAUCAAAAGUACGUGUUAUUCUUAGUCGUAUUGAAUUAUGUAAAAAAAGAAUAAAAGAACUUGAAGAGAAGGAUGUUGAUUUUAGUGAUGAUUCCGGUAGUACUUAUUUAAUUGAAGAUCGUUAUAAGAGAAAAUUAAUGAAAUUAUGGACCGCCUAUUGUAAAUAUACGGGAGAAAUAGUUGACGCUGGUCGCGCUUAUUUACGACCAAAACACAUUUCAACAACAAUGAUACCACAAGUUGAUCAAGCGAUAAUGAAUUUUAUUAAUUCAAAAAUUAGUCGUCGUAAUGAACUUUUAAAAAAAGGAAAAUCAAUAGCCGAUACAAUUAUUUUUCCCGAUUAUUUAGAUAUUUUAAAUUGUAUUUCACAAUGUAAUGAUAAAAAUAAUUUGAAAUUAUCACGAUCUGAGCAGGAAAUCAAAGCUAAAGAAGCGUUUGAAAAAAUUGGAGAACAUUUGCAAAGAGUACGUCAAAGAGAUUAUUGGGAUACGUUUUCAUUAUUUUUGGAAGAAGAGGACGAUGAUCCUGCGUUAAAAGACGCGUCAUUGUCAGAGAAAUUGAUUCAAAAUCAAGAAAUAGGGAAAAAAAAUAUGGACAAUCUUUUUGAGGAAUUUACCAAAAAACAAAAUAAUAAAGUAACUGAACAGAAUAGUGAAAAUGAGACAAUAGUUUCAAACGAAGAUGACGAGAAUGAUAAAGAGAAUGAGGACGAUGAUGAUGAUGAUGAUAAUGAUAGUGAUGAUAAAAAUGAUGAUGAUUUAACUGAGGAUAAAGAGGGAAACAAUGAAGAUACGGAAAAAGAAGAUUCCGAUAGAGAUGAAAAUAAAUUUAUUAUUGAAAAAGAAAAUCAUGAAAUAUCAUCUAAUGAGAAUAAUAAAAAUUUAUCAAUUGAUGCAAUUAAUGAUAGUCUUCCUCAAAAUGAUUCAUCUGAAGCUAAAGAUUCGACUGACGCCGAUGUGAUUGACAUCGAUGACGAUAAUGCCGACAAGCAACCACUUUUACGUCUUCGUUCAUUUGCAAAACCACCAACAUCCUGGAAGGAUUCCCAAGGAUCGUCAGGUGAUAGUUCAAUGCAAUUAAAAAAACACCACACAAGUCCAACUCCAGUUAUAAGAAAAUUUGUCACAUCAACACCGAAGAUUUCUUCUUCUUCUUCAGUCACUAAAUUAUCACCAACACUUGUUGAUUUAACAUCAGAGAAAAAGGAUGAGUCACCAUUAAAAACAUCGACUGUUACAAAAAAAUUUAAAACCGUAAUGCUUCCUCCAAAUUUUAAAGGAAAACAAAUUAUAAGUGUAAAAAAUAUAACGAACAAUUAUAAUGUUGUUAAUGGACCAGGUAAUGAAUUACCAGCUCGUGUUCUUACAUCGGUAAGAAUGCGCGUUAAUCAAGUUCCUGAUAAAAUAAUGCCAGUUCAAGUUUUACCAAAAUCAAUUGUUGGCAAACAAUUGGUUGCUAAUAAACAAAUAGUUGGUAAUAAACAAAUAAUCUAUCAAUCAAAUGGUAAUCAAAAAAUAUUAAAUCCAUUGGGUAAAAUUGUUCGUGUAAAAAGUGUUAUGCCAACAAAUAAUGAUAUGAAAGUGAUAAAAAUGAUUAAUGAAACGCAAAAAGUUUCAACAACAACAUCGUCAACAACAACGCCCGUUGUACAAAAACAACGAGUCGCACAAACAAAUUCAAAUGAACAAAUUAAAUUCCCAAGGUACGAUCAUCAGUAUUCGAAAAAAAUUGUCAACAAUAUUGUUCGAAUUAUAAAGCCAAAUGAACAAAAUCUUCAUCAAAUUGAUCCAAACAAAGUGGUGAGAAAAACUUGAUUUCAAAAAAAAAAAAAAAUAAUAAAUAUUGUUUAAGAAUUAUAUUUGUUACAAAUAGAUUAUUGUUAGAUAUUACGCACAUAACGAUUUUUUUUUUAAGAAAGAAAAUCGUGAACUGAAUGAUAAAAUUUUUGAAGUGA